Messenger RNA from Nothobranchius furzeri (turquoise killifish), 2972 nucleotides. RefSeq names its product leucine zipper, putative tumor suppressor 1 (gene lzts1). The record is from RefSeq and is a predicted model, not a curated record. Gene Ontology annotation, biological process: regulation of dendrite morphogenesis; regulation of synaptic plasticity. Gene Ontology annotation, cellular component: dendritic spine. NCBI's taxonomy places the organism in Eukaryota, Metazoa, Chordata, Actinopteri, Cyprinodontiformes, Nothobranchiidae.
UGUGUAUGGAGGAAUGGGACAGUGUUCAGAAUGGGAGGCGGGACGGACUGAACAAACCAAUCGCUGAAGACGAGUGGAUCCAUCAGCAACAAUAAUACACACUUUUAUUCCACAUUAGCUUUAGCUUUUGUCCAGCUAGUGGAGGUUUGUCCAUCCACACCCAGCAGCAGCAGCAGUGGCAGUGAUUGUUCCUGUGGGGGCAGACAGACCAUAGUGGAGGACUGGAUAGAUGAUUCCGCGGGGGCUUUUCAAAAGAUGGGUGCGUAGCUUGGCCUGGCAAUGAAGCCACUGAAUAAGAAAUUCUUGGGUCAUGAGUCGGGUUCUCCUGUCUCUUCUUCAUAACUUGACUCUUUGGACGUCAGCCCCCGCUCUGCCCUCGCAGGAUCAUGGGCAGCGUCAGCAGCCUCGUUAACGGAAACAGCCUCAACAGCAAACACUGCAAAGCGUCUGAGUACAGGUUAAAGGAGGGGACAAGCAACCACAGAAAGAGUGGAGGCUGCAGUCUGGACGGGUUACUAAAGUGUGGCUUCACUCAGGGUUCCUCAUCAUCCACCCAUCACUCUAAAGGCCUCUCCCACUCAAGGUCAGGGAGGAGUGAGGAUUUCUUUUAUAUCAAGGUGAGUAACAAACCAAGAUCAGGGUACCGCAGAGAAAAGUCGCUGGAGGAAGCUGUGAGCAGAGAUGCCAAAUCAGAAGUACGUCAACAACCAAAACUGCUGCUAAUGCCUGGAAAAAUGACAGAAAGGGCAUCUGCUGAGAAGUCGCUGGUCCGUUCCACUGCCUUCAAGUCUGUGAAUCCCUCGAGGCCUUCGUCCACUGAGAUUGGCCAAAACAGCCUGGAUCACAUCCUCUGUCCUCUGAGGAAAGCAAGAAGUCCAAACAUUGGACACAAGCAAGACACCUUGGGUUUCUGGACUCUCUCUGACUCUGGACGUAAUUCCAUGUCUAGCCUGCCAACCCACAGCACCAGUGGCAGUCUGAGAGCUUCUGCAGGCGCUGUCGCUCAGAGUGAUGGCAGCUCGGUGCUCGCUAACAGCCUCAACAGAGGGAAACAACCCAAUUUUCCUCCAUGGGUCAACGGAAACAACGCCAGCCUUGACUACAGUUAUGGGGCUUGUUUAAAUAGCAGCGUGUUGGCAUCUGAGACUAAUGAGGACGCUGGCUCCCCACUCCCUGCAGAUGAGCCGAGAACUCUGUCUGAGACUAUGGGUGGGAUUCGGUCCCCCAUCACAACAAACGAGUCACUGAUUGAGCAUCUAGAACAGAGGCUGUUGGAGAGAGAAACUGAGCUGCAGGAGCUGCAGGUGAAUUUAGAGGAGAAGGAAGCAGACACCUACCAGGUGUUUGAGGAGAGACAACGGUACUGCUCAGAGGAGAUGGAGGGCCUGAAGGUGCAAUGCUCCACAAAGCUGCAACGGGUGUCUCAAGUGGCUUCAAAAACUCAUCAGGCUCUACAGCAGCAAGUCAGCCAGCUUCAGGCGAAGAAAGAGAAGCUUCAACAAGAUGUUGCCAAGCUGACUCGGGAGAAGGACCUAGCUGAGUUCAGACUGAGGUCUUGUGAGAAAGAGAGCACACAGCUGGUGCCAACGCUGGAGGAGACGCAGUGGGAGGUGUGUCAGAAGACAGGAGAAAUCUCAUUACUGAAGCAGCAGCUGAGGGAGUGUCAAGCAGACGUCGGCCACAAGCUCAACGAGAUCGUCAGUCUCAGAGCGUCCCUGAAGGAGAACACAACAAAGGUGGCCGUGCUCCAGCAGCAGAACAAAGACUACGAGGACAAAGUACAGUUCUGCACCGUAGAGGUGGAGGUGUGUCAAAAUGAACUCCAACGCAAGAAAAAUGAGGCUGAUUUUCUGAGAGAGAAAGUGAGCGAGCUGGAGAAAGACAUUCAGGGAAUGAAACAAGCCAAAGAGCAGAGGCUGCAGCAAGGAUUGGAACUAACUCAAGUGGAGCAAAGACCAAUGCAAACCUCAGACUGCUCUGAUCAAGGGGUGGACAACAAAAAACACAUCUCCAAUGAAUCGCUCCAAAGAGAAGUGGAAAGAGUGAAGCAGCAGCUGAAAGAGGAGCAGGAUGCUCAGGAGAGGCUGGCCAGCAGCUUUGAGCAGGAGAGGCAGACGUGGAACAAGGAGAAAGACAGGGUGAUCAAAUACCAGAAGCAGCUCCAGAUCAAUUACCUGCAGAUGCACAAGAAAAACCGAGACCUGGAGAGGAUCCUGAAGGAGCUGACGGCCGAGCUGGAGAGCCGAACCGAGCUGAACGUCAGAUACGCCUCGGGGUUACAAACUUACGAUGAUGUUAUUGCCACUGAAAUUUGAGGAGAGCGGUCAUUAGCAUGAUUUCUGUAAAACUAGAAUCUGCUAGAUUAGUCUUUUUCUUUUGUAUCAUCACAAAAACAGGAAGUCCAUCACUGAAAUACUUUGUGUUUAAUCCAGGUUAUUUAUCAAUUUGCAUAAUUUAGAGGAUUUGUGUUUUUGACUGCUUUUACUUAUAUAAAAUUAUAAACUAAUUUAUUUAACAUCUAAAUGAUAAGUGAUGCACAUCAUGCUAUGUUUUAACAUGCUAGUAGAAACUGGACACUCACGGUUUAUUUAAUGUGUCAGUAUUAGUUUUAUAGCAACACGUCACAGCAUGUUUAUCCAGCAUGACAACAUUACUACUGUAAAGUGUCGGUUUCUCAACCUUAAAUCCUUUUACCCUGUUUCCACAUCACUAAAUGCCUCCACACGCUUUAGACCAUAAAUAUAGUUUCAAACCCAAACCAUGAAAUUACUUCAAAACAAUAAAAGCGUUGUGAACAAUCACAAUUACACUAAUGCGAAAAAUAGGUUCACUUAUGUUGAUGAUAUGCAGACACCACUGCAGUUGUUUUUUUUAUUUAUUAAACUAAUAGUAUAUUUUUGUCACUUGUAGAACUUGUAAAAUGUAUGUUUUUUUAAUAAACAUUCCAACGGUUUGGAAUUAUUAUGUGCAAA